Molecule: messenger RNA, 1346 nt
Organism: Exophiala viscosa
Lineage: Eukaryota; Fungi; Ascomycota; Eurotiomycetes; Chaetothyriales; Herpotrichiellaceae
Product: short-chain dehydrogenase/reductase
Exons: 1
Coding region: 208-1164 (318 amino acids)
Source: RefSeq, a predicted model, not a curated record
CCAUCGUCCGGCGUUAGGGGCAACUACGUCGGUGUUAUCAAUAUCUGUUUUCUGCAAUGGCCCAGCUUUUGACAGUAUAUAAUACUGCGUGGCUCUACAAGUGAGGACAAACAUUCUCUGGCUUGCAUCUUUCACCCUGCCGUUGCGUCAAUUUCUUGAUCGCCUCACCCUGACCUCGCAUAUUCACUUGAUCAUUACCUCAUCACUAUGGCUUUUUUCUACUCCCAGCUUUUCGUCAAGCCUGCCUAUCCAACGAGCAUGUUCUCCGGCAAAACAGUCGUCGUCACCGGAAGCAACACAGGUCUUGGAAAAGAGGCAGCCCGACACUUCGCGCGUCUUGGGGCAUCCAAGCUCAUCCUAGCUGUCCGCAAUACCAAGGCAGGCGAAGCUGCGAAAAAGGAUAUCGAAGCCACCACCAAAUGCCCCUCAUCUGUAAUCGAGGUAUGGUCCCUCGACCUGUCUUCGUACGACUCUGUCAAAGCAUUCGCCAGCCGCGCCUCUGAGCUUCCACGUAUCGAUGUCCUGUUAGAGAACGCAGGCAUUGCCGCAAGCAAAUUCCAGUUCGCCGAGGGCCAUGAGCGCACAGUCACCGUCAACGUCAUCAGCACAUUCCUCUUGGCAUUACUGCUGCUGCCCAAGUUGAAGGCAACGUCCAAGGAGUUCAAGACUGAACCGCAUCUCACCAUCGUGUCUAGCGAAGUCCACGGCUGGACGAAAUUUCCGGAGUGGAAAGAGGCCAACACAUUCAAAACUCUCGAUGACGAGUCCAAGACGAAUUUCGAAGAGCGAUACCCAACAAGCAAGCUCCUGGAGGUCCUCGUCAUUCGGGCCAUCGCGCCCAAGCUGGCCGGCUCGGGCGUCAUUCUCAAUUACUUGAAUCCUGGCCUUUGUCAUUCGGAACUCUCUCGUGAGGCUGGCUGGGGUCUGGCAAUAUUGAAAUUCUUCCUUGCUCGGACGACGGAGGUUGGCAGCCGGACGUUGGUGGCUAGUACCACUGCUGGCCCGGAGUCGCAUGGCAAGUACAUGACCGAUGCAAAGGUCGAGGAUGCUGCUCUUUCUCCGUUUGUAAGGAGUGAUGAUGGCAAGAAGGCGGCGGACAAGGUCUGGAGUGAGCUGAGCGACAUCCUUGAAGGGGUUCAACCUGGUGUGACUAAGAAUCUUUGAUUGUGUACUUAGCUGUGCUUGGUAUGUUGUGACAUGUCAGCAUAUAUGUGGGUAGAUGAAUGUUAUUCGUCGGCGCGUAAUGAAGUGGAUUUUUGAAUUUAUGGAAGGUGAAGUAAAGUGCAACACCUUCUGUGGCUCCAGCCGCAUCGAAACGCUGUAUGACGAGCGCGCGUCUAAUGCGA